AUGAGUACAAACUCGACACCAAGAAAGCAAAAGCUUUCCAAUUCAAAAUCAUUACAAAAUUCACCAAUCUCUCCAACUGUUAAAAAAACAAAUUCCUUCCCUUUAGGAAACAAUAUACCUACAAAUAUUAAUAGAAGUAAAAAAGAUAAAAAUAAUAACAGUAAUAAUAAUAUUAAUAAUAAUAAUAGUAAUGGUAUAGGCUCAAACACUAUUAUAAAUUCGACACCAAUUGCAACAACACCAGUCCCACCACUUCCAUUCAUCCAUUCAUCUUCAUCUUCAUCUUCAUCUCCAUCUCCAUCUUCAUCUUCGUCAUCACCAUUUCCAAAAGCAAAAAAAUCACCAUCACUUUCAAUUAACCAACAACAACAACAACAACCACAACAACCACAACAAUCACCACAAUCACAACAAUCACCACAAUCACAACAAUCACAACAAUCACAACAACAACAACCUCAACAACCACAAGAACAACAAGAACCUUUGCCAAAUUUAUCGUUUUUACGAAACCAAGAACCUGAUAAAAAUGUUUUGCCUACAUCUAGAAAACGACCACCAUCUGUAAUGCCUAGUACACCAAAUCAAUCAUCAAAUUCUUCAUCACUGAAUUCUUCAUUAAAUUUUUCAUCAUCAAAUUCUUCACCAUCACCAACAUCAACACAAUCUAAUAACAGUAGAUUUGAAACAAGGAGCCAAAAUGAUCAAUAUGAAAAUAAUAAUAAUAAUAAUAAUAAUAAUAAUAAUAAUAAUAAUAAUAAUAAUAAUAAUAAUAAUAAUAAUAAUAACAUAGAAUGUAUAGUUAUUGAUGAUGAUGAUGAUGAUGAUGAUGAUGAGGGUAAUUCCAUUAAAUCAACACAUACAUCAACACAAUCUACUCCUAUACGAGAUAGAAGACAAAGGGAUAAUAAAUGGACAAUAAACCCUCUCCCACAAUUUCAAAGAGAAAUUAUUGAUGUUGAUACACCUUCUCCACCAAAUGAAUCAUUAUCAAUAGUUUCACAAACUACAACUAAUACUAUUACUGAUACCACUUCAAUUCAAACACCAACAUUAAUUCGACAAUCAUCAUCAUUAUUAUCAUCGUCAUCAUCAUUAUCACCAUCAACUACUUCAACACCAUUAACUCAAAAUAAUAUUAAUUUACAAAACGCUCAAGUAAUUGCAACAAUGACAGCGCCAAUGGAAAUUGAACUACCAACAAUUGUCCAACUUGAACCAUUAUUUUCUUCUGAAUUCACAACAUCAACUCAAAAUUUAUUUAUUCAAACACCACCAUUUACUUCAACUUUAACUCUACCUACAACUACAGCUCAAACAUCACAAACUCUUUUUACAAUCCAAACUUCACAUGAUAUUAAUAAUAAUAAUAAUAAUAAUAAUAAUAAUAAAAAUAAAAAUAAAAAUAAAAAAGAAAUUGAAAAAGAAAAAGAAAAACUACGAGAAGCUUUAAAACAAAAAUUAAAAGAAUAUGAGAAUGAAAAUGAAAAAGAAAGAGAAAAAGAGAGAAAAAGGGAAAGAGAAAUAGAGAUAGAAAGAGAGAGAAAAGAAAGAGAAAGAAAAGAAAGAGAAAAAGAGAGAAAAAAAGAAAAAGAGAGGGAAAGAGAAAGAGAAGAAAGAGAGAGAAAAGAAAUAGAAAGAAAAGAAAGAGAAAGAGAAGAAAGAGAAGAAAGAGAAAGAAAAGAAAUAGAAAGAAAAGAAACAGAAAGAAAAGAAAUAGAGAGAAAAGAAAUAGAGAGAAAAGAAAUAGAGAGAAAAGAAAGAGAAAGAAAAGAAAGAAAAGAAAGAGAAGAAAGAGAAGAAAGAGAAAGAGAAGAAAGAGAAAGAAAGGAAAGAGAAGAAAGAGAAAAAGAAAUAGAAAUGGAAAGGGAAAAAAAGAAAGAAAAGGAAAAGGAAAAGGAAAAGGAAAAGGAAAAGGAAAAGGAAAAGGAAAAGGAAAAGGAAAAGGAAAAGGAAAAGGAAAAGGAAAAGGAAAAGAAAAGAAAAGAAAAUGAAGUAGAAAAUGAAAUAGAAAAAGAAAGAAGAGAGAAAAAUGACUCAUAUAUGGUUUUAAAUUAUCACCAUAGUAUAGAUGAUCAUCAUUCAGAAUCAGAAUCAGAGUCUGACUCUGACCAAGACUCAAUUUAUUCAAUUUCAACACAAGAAUUAUCUUCUGUUAUUAGUGAUAAUGAUUUUUGCGAUAGUGAUAAUGAAAAGGUGGCAAAUAAUAAUAGGACCGUUGGUGAAACAUUUUUAAAUGAUAGUAGGAAUAAUAAUAAUAAUAAUAAUAAUAAUAAAAAUAAUAAUAAUAAAAAAAUUGAGAAUGAUAAAAAUCAAUUAAUAGAAAGAGAAAGAUUAAUUAGUGCAUUUAACGAUAAAGCAUUUCUUUAUGCACUCGAUACAAUUCGUGAAGUAUUAGGUGGUAUUGAUUUUAAAUUAAAGGUAUCAAAAGAACAAAUCAUCGAAAUUAGCACGAAUGCUAAAAAACCUUUAAAUAUAUUAUCUGAACCAGAACAACAACAACAACAACAACAACAACAACAACAACAACAACACCAACAACAACAACAACAACAACAACAACAACAACAACAACAACAACAACAAACAACAAAAACAACUACCACAACAAAUAAUACCACUACCACUACAGCUGAAACUGAAAAACCAAAAGAAGUAUUUUUAUUAAAGAAACCAAUUAAAAUACCAUAUGGUAGGGAUUGUAAAAAAAGAUUGAUUAGAAGAUUUCAUGGAACAUCACGUAAUCCAUUAUUUCAUAAAAAUUUAGAAUCAACUCUUAAAUUAUUAAAGAGAGCGAAAUUCGAUUGGGCAAGUAUAGAAUUUGAUACUAAAUCUUAUUUAAUGAAUUGUAAUUGUAAAACAGUCUGUCAUAAAUCUGAAAGAAUGAAAGAUAAUCCUACAAAUAAACUUCAAAAUAAUAAUAGAAAUAAUAAUAACAAUAAUAAUAAUAUUAUUAAUAAUAAUAAUAAUAAUAAUAAUAAAAAUAAUAAUAAUAAAAAUAAUAAUAACAAAAAUAAUAAUAGAAAUAAUAAUUCAAUUGCAAAGAAAAUUGGAACUAAUAAUAAUAAUAAUAAUACUACUAUUAUUAAAAAUAAUAAUAAUAAUAAUAAUAAUAAUAAUAAUAAUAAUAAUAAUAAUAAUAAUAUUAUUAAAAAUAAUAAUAAUAAUAAUAAAAAUAAUAAUAAUAAUAAUAAUACAAUUGUUAAGAAAAUUGAAACUAUAAAAAAAGAUAUUAAUAAAAAACCAACCAAAACAACAACAACAACAUCAUCAUCAUCAUCAUCAACAUCAUCAUCAAAUAGUUUAACAGUUAUAAAGAAACCAGUUAAAAAAAUCAAUGGUAGUCAACGUAUUUGUUUAUUUGAAGAUGAUUUUGAUGUUGGUAUUGGAGUUCCAGUAACAACAGGAACAUCAGAAACAACUACAACAAGAGCAUCAUCAAUUAGAAGGAAAAUGAAUAUUUCAAAUAUUUUUGAUGAUUUUACAAAGAAACCAAGACAGAAUAAAUAUAAUGAAAUUGAAAUGCCAGAUUUAUUCGCAUCAAAAGAGUGCAACUAUACAUUGGAACAACAAGCACCAUUCAUUAGAGCACAAAAACUAUUGUUGACACAACAACAUGAAAAUAAUUUAUAUAAUGGUAAAAGAUUUAUGAAAUAUGAUGAAUGGUUAGAUUUAUAUCAUGGUGAAAUGAGAUCAUCAAUACAGAAUCCAAAAGUGUUGAAACACUAUAUAAGUUUCUCUCAAGAGGUUUAUGGCGAAGCCGAACCAACACUAUUAAGACACUGGAUUCAUCUUGGUUUAAUUAAACCAACCGAUGUAUUUUGUGAUAUUGGUUGUGGUAUUGGCAAUGUCUUGUUUCAAUUGGCUGCUCAAGUCGGUUGUAGAGUAAUAGGUGUGGAGAUCAGAAAAGACCUUUAUGAUAUCUCUCAAAGUAUGUUGGAAAUUUAUAAAAAGCGCUCAUUGGAAUUAGGUUUACAUCCAAGUACUCAACAAAUUAAAAUCUACAAUUGUGAUGUCAAAGGUUCACUAGAGUUUGAUUUCUCUGAACCCAAUGUAUUCUUUAUGCACAAUACUUGCUUUGGUCCGGAAUUAGAGAUUUCAAUUAUGGAAUUAUUUAAAAAAUAUUCGAAACCAGGUACAAAAGUUAUAACAAUGAAAACACUUUGUCCACGUUUUAAACCUUCCGAUAAAAAAACUAAACCAUGGGGUAUCUUUAAGUAUCCCUAUGAAAGUUAUGAAAUGGAAGAAGGUUCUUUAUCUUGGAGAUCCGCUACAAAUUGUAGUUUUUACUCUUUUACAAUCGAUGAUAAAGAUUCUGAUAUUGUUACUGACCAAACUCAUUUAAAUAGAGUUAUAUUAUCAACUCCAAAGAAAAAACAUUCAAAAUUACAAUUAUUUUCAUCUUCUUCAUUACCAUCAUCACCACCGUCAUCAUCAUCAUCAUCAUCACCACCAAAUAUUGCUACUAAUACUACUACAACUACAACAACUACUACUACGACUUCCCCUUCAUCAAUUUCAUUACCAUCACCAUAUUUAUCACCAUCUAAAAAAACACCAAAUAGUAAUAAGAGAGACAGAAGUGAUAUUGAUAAUAGUAACUCUGAUGAUGGUGAUGAAAAUAAUAAUAAUAUUAAUAUAAAUAAUAAUAAUAAUAACAGUAAUAAUAAACCAAUUAAAUUGAAAUUAUCAAUGGAUCAUUCAAUUGAUAAUCAAAGUAAUAGUGAAAGUAGUGAUACUGAUGUUGAAUAUAUGCCAUGGUCUAAAAGAAAUAAUAGAAAAAAGAGAAAAUCACUUUCAUAUUCUUUGGAUUCAUAUUUAUCUUCUAGAAUAUCUCCAUCAUUAUCUUUAAGUACCUCUUCUUCUUCCUCUUCCUCUUUAGAUUCUUCUCCAUAUUCAUCACCACCAUCCUCUUCUUCUUCUGAUAAUGAAAAUGAUGAUGAUAAUGGUGAUGAUGAAGAUGAUUCCUCUUCAUCAAAUGAUACUAAAUUAAAAGAAAAAUUACUUUUAAUGAAAAAUAAUGAAAAGAUUGGUGGUGCACCACCAUUAACUAGAAGAAAUGCUAAUAGUGAUACAAAUAAAUUGGUACAAGGUUGUUAUCAAAGUUUAUCAUCUUAUGCUCUUCCAAAAGAAGAGAGUCAAAUUCAUAAAUUACAAUUACAAGCUAAACUAUUAGAACAUAAAAACAGUUUAGUAUUAAAACAUCAAAAAUCAAUUCAUGACCAACAAAAGAGAUUAUCAAGAAAACAAAAAAAACUGGCAAAGAAAAACAAAAAGAAAGAACAGCAAUUACAAGCUCAAGCUAAAACUAUAAAUUAUAAUAAUAAUAAUAAUAAUAAUAACCAAAAUGAUAACCAAGUUAAUCAUAAUAAUUUGAACGAAAAUGAAAUUAAUACUGAUUUAAUUAAUGGUUAUAAUAAUAAUAAUAAUAAUAAUAUAAUUAAUAAUGAUAAUGAUAAUGAUAAUGAUAAUGAUAAGGAUGAUGAUAAGGACAGCAACAAUAAGGAUUAUAAUAAUAUUAACGAUAAUAAUAAAUAA
This is a messenger RNA of Dictyostelium discoideum AX4, 5538 nucleotides long. RefSeq names its product SAM domain-containing protein (gene dotA). The transcript has a single exon. The record is from RefSeq and is a predicted model, not a curated record. Gene Ontology annotation, cellular component: chromosome, telomeric region; nucleus. Gene Ontology annotation, molecular function: histone H3K79 trimethyltransferase activity; histone H3K79 methyltransferase activity. Gene Ontology annotation, biological process: regulation of cell cycle. The coding region runs from base 1 to 5538 and encodes 1845 amino acids. Lineage: Eukaryota; Evosea; Eumycetozoa; Dictyosteliales; Dictyosteliaceae.